This is a messenger RNA of Dracunculus medinensis (Guinea worm), 1443 nucleotides long. The record is from the annotation of a GenBank genome assembly. NCBI's taxonomy places the organism in Eukaryota, Metazoa, Nematoda, Chromadorea, Rhabditida, Dracunculidae.
AUGGCUGGUGGGACUGCUAUUGCAGCAAUGCGUGACGAUGCAUCAUAUGGUGAACGUCGAAGUAUUGCAGGUUACCAUCGCAGGUAUAAGGACCAAAAAUCGAGAACAGAAAGCCAUCGCCUUUGGGUUGAGAAGAAUUCAUUUGAUCGAGAGCGCGAUUCCAUGGAAAUAACCGACAAUAUUAACGUCGAGAACGCCAUUAUGCGUUUAAAUAUAGGCGGAUCGAGCUAUAGGAUUCGAGCGAAGUCCAUAUUAAAACACGGUCCAUCUACUUUCUUAGGAAAGUUUUUAAGCUUAAGCCAUGAAAAACGACUUAAAUGGGCCGAUUCUUAUUUCGAAGAUAGUCAAGAAUAUUUUUUUGAACGAGCACCUAGAUAUUUUGAAUCAAUAUACGAUUUCUAUGCAACAGGACGAGUUCAUGUGCCAAAAGAAUUCUGUUUCGACAAAUAUAUGGCUGAACUUAAAUUUUGGUCCAUAUCAAAGUCGAAAAUUAGUAAUUGCUGUUCACCGUUUAAUCAGUAUUGCCUUUUGCCAAUGGCAAAUGCUCUCGAGAAAGACCUGUUUAUUGGUUUGUAUUGCGCUAAUUUGCGAAGGAAACUGUGGAAUGUUCUUGAGGGACAUGAAUCUUCGAAGUGGUGGAAAACAUUUGAAAUUACUUCAACCUCAUUUGUUGUAUUAUCAAUUGCCGCUCUUAUUCUCGGCUCGAUACCGGAUUUUCAAGUGCCUGAAAUUGCUGUUGCUGCACAUUCGAUAGCACCAGCAACUUAUCCAACUUAUCCGAAUUCUAAUGGACAAACAAUAAGCUCAACAAAAGUAUUUAAGUACUCAAUAGAUGUUCCUGUCGAGAUGGUUGAACAUCCUGUCUUUACUUAUAUCGAAAAUAUUUGUGUGAUAUAUUUCUUAUUGGAAUAUUUAAUCAGAUUUCUCGUUGCUCCACAAAAACUGAUUUUUGCAAGAACUUUUCUGAACAUAAUUGACCUUCUUGCCGUUUUACCUUUCAUAUUUGAACUUCUUUUAUUACUGAUAGGUAUUGGCGGACAUAAUGUACGGAAAGUGCGUUGGGCUUUUUUAACAGUCCGUUUAUUGCGGGUUCUCAGGGUGGUCAGGAUAGCUAAACUUGGCCGCUUUUCACCAGGUCUUGCGAAUUUUGCUUUAACAUUAAGGAAAAGUAAGAACCAGAUGCAAAUGGUUGCUAUUGUAAUGAUAACUGUAAUCAUUUUCUUUUCAACACUUCUAUAUUUUCUGGAGAAAGAUGAAGUGAAUACAACUUUUACAUCGAUUCCAGCAGCGUUUUGGUGGGCGGUUGUGACAAUGUCGACUGUUGGCUACGGUGAUAGUGUACCACAAACUAUUCCCGGUAAACUUGUCGGUAGUGGUGCUAUUGUUUGUGGAGUUAUGGUUCUUGCAUUACCUAUUACAAUUAUGGUUUGUUCUUUUUUAUAA